AUGCAACCUCCGGCGGUUCUGCCCAGCUCCAUUGUGGUUCCAGACUUUAUUCUGCGCUCUUCGUCGUAUUUAUGGUAUUACUGCCAGAACGCCGUUAACGCUAUCCCUGGGAGUAGUUAUGUGGUGGACUACGUCAAAAGAUCGCAUCAACAAGACCCCUACCGGACUAUCGUGGAGGUGUUCUUGAUCAUCUAUGGGAUUAUAUACUUUCUGCGGAAUCCGCGCAAACAGGGAGUUCAGGAGGGCCCCAAAAUGUCUACCAAGGAAGUGGACGCUUUGUUGGACGAGUGGCAACCGGAGCCUUUAGCACAGGAUGCGUCCACAGUCGAAUGGCGCACCAAAAAGAUCCCGGUCGUGUUGAAUUCGAGCUCGGGCUCUCAUGUCGAUGUCGUGCGCAACGACGGUGCUGAACGCUACUCCGAUGUUCUGAACUGUGCCUCCAACAACUUCCUGCAACUGUCAUGCGAGCCCAGCGUUAUCAAAAUAGCCAAAGACACCAUCCAGAACUACGGGGUCGGUGCCUGCGGACCUGCCGGUUUUUACGGUAACCAAGACGUUCAUAAUCAUUUGGAAUAUGACUUGGCGCGCUUUUUCGGCACCGAAAACGCGGUAUUAUAUGGUCAAGAUUUUUGUAUCGCAGCUUCAGUGAUUCCUGCGUUCACCAAGCGUGGUGAUGUGAUUGUUGCGGACAACAAGUGUAGCGUUUCUCUACAGAAUGCACUACAAUUGAGUCGUUCUACCGUUUACUAUUUCGAUCACAAUGACACGGAAGCGUUGGAGGAACUUUUGCAGCAACUGCAAGAACGCGACUUGAAGGAAAAACUUCCAGCGCUACCAAGAAAGUUUAUUAUCACUGAGGGCUUGUUUCACAACUCUGGUGACAUUCCGCCUUUGCCUAAGCUCGUGGAAUUGAAACGCAAAUACAAAUACAGGCUUUUGGUGGAUGAAACCUUUUCACUGGGUGUCCUGGGAGCUACUGGUCGCGGUAUUACCGAGUAUUUCAAUAUGCCUCGCCAGGAAUCUGUGGACAUCACUAUUGGAUCUAUGGCCACUGCCCUGGGCUCUUCCGGUGGGUUUGUACUGGGUGAUAAUUCUAUGUCCUUACAUCAAAGAAUUGGUUCCCACGCAUACACAUUUUCGGCCUCGCUACCUGCAUUUACCGUGACAACCGCUUCUGAAGUUUUAAGGCGUUUAGAUGAAGAUAAUUCCAUAGUGCAACGACUUCGUUUACUCUCUAACCAGAUGCAUGAGUUUUUCAGCCAGGAUAAAGAAUUACAGCCACUUAUUGAGGUUACAUCCGACAAAGAUUCUUGCGUUCUACACUUUAGGCUCACAGAGGAUAUGAGAUUCAAGAAAUUUCAUUACACGGAGGAGUCAUUAUUCGAGGAAAUCUCUGCCAUGCACACCAAAUAUUUGACAAACAAACACAUUGAGUCUUACGAAUCUGAAGAAAAAUUCUUGCAACAAAUUGUGGAUUAUGCUUUGAAGGAAUAUAACGUUCUCAUUAGCCGCAAUACAUUUGUUUUGAAACAUGAAACUUUACCGGUAACUCCAAGUCUGAAGGUCUGUUGCGGAGCCCAAAUGGCCGACCAGGAUUUGUUCCGUGCAUGCGACGGUGUGAAAACAGCGAUAUUGAGCGUUGUCAACACGACGCAAGAAACUGCAUGA
Lachancea nothofagi CBS 11611 is the source of this 1668-nucleotide messenger RNA. Lineage: Eukaryota; Fungi; Ascomycota; Saccharomycetes; Saccharomycetales; Saccharomycetaceae. The record is from the annotation of a GenBank genome assembly.